Messenger RNA from Teleopsis dalmanni, 392 nucleotides. Its product is annotated as ADP-ribosylation factor-related protein 1-like. Bases 1 to 282 code for a protein of 93 amino acids. Gene Ontology annotation, biological process: protein localization to organelle; Golgi to plasma membrane protein transport; intracellular protein transport. Gene Ontology annotation, cellular component: Golgi apparatus. NCBI's taxonomy places the organism in Eukaryota, Metazoa, Arthropoda, Insecta, Diptera, Diopsidae. Gene Ontology annotation, molecular function: GTPase activity; GTP binding. The transcript is spliced from 3 exons. The record is from RefSeq and is a predicted model, not a curated record.
AUGUUGCGUUAUCCAAAACCAUUACAUAAAAUGAUAAAAAACGAAUUGUUAUCGGGCGUUCCUUUGCUUAUACUGGCGAAUAAACAAGAUUUGCCAGAUGUGAUGGGGGUACGUGAAAUUAAACCAGUAUUUCAGCAAGCCGGAGCACUAAUAGGCAGGAGAGAUUGUCUAACAAUACCAGUAUCUGCACUAACUGGUGAAGGCAUUGAUGAAGGUAUUAAAUGGCUGGUAGAUGCCAUCAAACGGCAUUCCAUAGUAAGGCCUCCUAGAGAAAAUGACUGACCAACGUAAUCAAAAUCAAUUUUUUGUCGCUACUGAUUUUUUCCACUCUCUCAACUAAUUCCAACAAAAUUAUUUUUAAAACAAUUAAUAAUAACAAAUUAAGUUCAGCA